Messenger RNA from Vicia villosa (hairy vetch), 921 nucleotides. RefSeq lists its product as uncharacterized. Lineage: Eukaryota; Viridiplantae; Streptophyta; Magnoliopsida; Fabales; Fabaceae. The transcript has 2 exons. Bases 1 to 921 code for a protein of 306 amino acids. The record is from RefSeq and is a predicted model, not a curated record.
AUGUCAAAUCUUACUAAAUUGGAUUUUGGAGCUCUUGAUAUUUCGGGAAAGAACUAUUUGACAUGGGCUCUAGACGCCCAAAUUCAUUUAAGCGCAGAAGGUCACAGUGACACUAUUAAAGAAGGAAAUAAAUCAUCUGAUCAACAAAAGGAAAAAGCCAUGAUAUUCCUUCGUCGUCACCUUCAUGAGGAUCUUAAAAAUGAAUAUCUUACCGUAACUGACCCACAUGUCUUGUGGAAAAAUUUGAAAGAUAGUUAUGAUCAUAAAAAAACAGUUAUCCUACCGAAAGCUCGAUAUGAGUGGAUGCAUUUAUGUUUGCAGGAUUUUAAAAGUCAGCAAUAUCGAGAAAAAGGAUUUAAUAAAUAUUCUGAUCUAAUAUGUUGUCUUCUUGUGGCUGAGCAAAAUAAUGAACUAUUGAUGAAAAAUCACGAGGCCCGUCCCACUGGUACAGCUCCAUUCCCAGAAGUGAAUGUGGCAAGGCACAACCACUAUAGGAAAAAUUAUGGUCGCGGUCGUGCAAGCGCACGGGGUCGUGGUCGUGGUCGUAAUUAUGCUCAUGGUCUUGGUUUUGAUCGUGGUCGCAAUGGAACUCAUAAAAAUACAUAUUUCCACCCGAAGUGGAAAAAUGUUGAAAAAAAUGAAAAAGAGGGUCAGAGUAGCAAAACAAAUGAAAAUACUUGCUAUCGCAGUGGAGGAAAAGGUCAUUGGGGUCGCACUUGUCGUACUCCAAAACACCUUAUUGAUCUUUAUCAAAAAUCACUGAAAAAUAAAAAGGAAAGGAUUGAGACUCACUUUGCUAAUGAAGAUGAUGAUCCAGAUUACAGUAAUAUGGAUGUUUCCCAUUUAGAUAUUGGUGACUUCUUUGCUGAUCCAGAUGGAAAAAUUGAUCACAUUAUUGGAGAUGGAAGUGUCAAGAAAUAA